UUAAUCUGAAUUUCUUCAUGGAUUUCUCUUCUUAUCUACCAGCAAUCUUUGGGAGCUUUAUAGGAUUAUUAAUAGCUUACUACAUAUGGCGACAGAGGCAUAAGCACGACGAGGGUAAAUUGCUAGCCCCGGAAGUGUCGGGAUCUUUGCUGAUCAUAGGCCACCUUCACCUGCUCGGUGCUCAACCGACCCUUGCUCGAACCCUUGCGUCUAUGGCGGAUAAGUACGGGCCUGUUUUCAUGCUCCGAUUCGGCCUAUUCCCAACCCUCAUCGUCGGCAAUCACGAAGCUGUUAAAGAGUGUUUGACCACAAACGACCGUGCCUUAGCCACUCGUCCACCAACGUAUGCUGGCAAAUACAUGGCGUACGAUCAUGCCGGCUUUGGGUUUGCUCCUUACGGACCAUUUUGGCGUGAGAUGCGUAAGUUCACCAUGGUUGAACUUCUCUCCACACACAAGUUAGCAAAGUCAACCCAUGUUAGGGACUGGGAGGUGAAGGCAUUAAUGAAGGAUUUGUACACUUUUUUCAAUAAACCAAACCAGACGAUCUCCAUGGAUGAAAAGCUUGAGGUUUUCACCUUGAACAUGGUCCUAGGAUUAGUUGCAGGUAAGAGAUAUUUCUCGAAUGCGGAGGGUGUUGAUGAUAAGGAAGCACAUCGUGUCAUGAAGAUUUACAAGCAAUUCUCGUACCUGAUGGGGGUUAAGGCGAUUUCGGAAGUGGUUCCGUUUCUGAAAUGGACGGAUAAGUGGAGCUGGCAAGUGAAAGCCAUGAAGCGUGCUUCCCAAGAGAUGAACCAUCUUGUUGAAAGUUGGGUGGAUGAACAUAUAGCCAAAGGGAUUGGAAAUGGAUCAAACCAACACCAAGAUUUCAUUGACGUCAUGCUAUCUGCGAUUGACGAUGAGAUGGUUUUCGGCCAUACACGCGACAAGGUUAUCAAGGCAACAACAACGACUCUAAUCUCAGCGGGGAGUGACACCACAUCCGUUUCAAUGACAUGGAUUUUAGCCAACUUGAUGAACAACAAACAUGCCUUGGAGCGAGCACAAGAAGAGCUAGACCUCAAAAUAGGGAGAGAACGAUGGGUGCAAGAAUCUGAUAUGGAGAAAUUAGUAUAUCUCAAGGCCAUCGUUAAGGAAACAUUUCGGCUGCAUCCAGCAGCCCCUAUAUUAGUUCCUCACGAGGCAAUGGAAGACUGUCGUGUGAGUGGCUACCACAUCCCUAAGGGCACUCGUCUAAUCGUUAACAUAUGGAAGUUGCACCGUGACCCUCGAGUUUGGUCGAACCCGGAGGAGUUCCAGCCCGAAAGAUUUCUCACUACACAUGAAAAAGUGGACAUCUGGGGCCAAUUUUUUGAGCUGAUUCCAUUUGGUUCCGGUCGACGGUCGUGCCCCGGGAUUACUUUGGCAUUGCAAGUCAUACACUUGACGAUUGCUAGCCUGCUUCAGGGAUUCGACUUAAACACACCUUUGAAUGCGCCGGUGGAUAUGAGUGAAGGAACAUCCUUUAACUUGCCCAAGAGUACACCUCUUGAACUUGUCCUUACUCCUCGCCUUCCUUCUCAUCUUUAUCAAAUCUAAAUGUAGCACUUCUAAAGCAACGAGUAAUGUAAAAUUUGGAUAAACAUGGCCGCUUCAGUUUGUCUCCCCUGUUUUUUCUUUUUCAUUAUAUAUAUAUAUUAGUUUGAACGA
Molecule: messenger RNA, 1688 nt
Organism: Hibiscus syriacus
Lineage: Eukaryota; Viridiplantae; Streptophyta; Magnoliopsida; Malvales; Malvaceae
Product: cytochrome P450 CYP82D47-like
Exons: 2
Coding region: 18-1577 (519 amino acids)
Biological process (GO): defense response to other organism
Molecular function (GO): iron ion binding; monooxygenase activity; oxidoreductase activity, acting on paired donors, with incorporation or reduction of molecular oxygen
Source: RefSeq, a predicted model, not a curated record